Molecule: messenger RNA, 3475 nt
Organism: Syngnathus acus (greater pipefish)
Lineage: Eukaryota; Metazoa; Chordata; Actinopteri; Syngnathiformes; Syngnathidae
Exons: 2
Coding region: 269-3262 (997 amino acids)
Molecular function (GO): zinc ion binding; nucleic acid binding
Source: RefSeq, a predicted model, not a curated record
GGGGAACACAAUAAAGUAUGUUCCGUCUUGACAUGAACGGGCGUCUGUCCCGUCUCUGCCUUAAGGGUUUCUAUGUACCUAUUAAACCAUAGAACAUGGUGUCAGAAGUGGGAUCCAAAAGUGUCGAAGCGAAGAGACUACUGGACUAGUGUAAGUCCCAAGCAAGACAGGACGUUGAAAGUGAUAAAAGUAACUUCAGUCCGCUAGCACGGCUAGGCAGGAGCUAACGCUAAGGGAGACGAGGAAGAAAACAACGAGGCUCGAGGAGAUGGCGCAAUAUCAAGUAAUGCCACCGGAAAAAUUCACGUUCAAGGCAGAAGACUGGCCCAAAUGGAUAAAACGCUUUGAGAGGUUUCGCAUCGCAUCAGGUUUGGAUACUCAAGCGGAGGAGAACCAAGUGAAUGCACUAAUCUACAGUAUGGGAGAAGAAGCGGAGGACAUUUUGGUUUCCCUCCACCUCACCCCAGAACACAUGAGUGAGUACCACAGGGUCACGCAGAGACUGGAUGCUCACUUUGUAGCUCGGAGAAAUAUAAUUUUUGAGAGAGCUAAGUUUAAUCAGCGGCAGCAGGAGAUGGGCGAGUCGGCAGACAGCUUUAUCACCGCGCUUCAUUGUUUAGCUGAACACUGUGGAUAUGGACAACUACACGAUGAGAUGGUCAGAGAUAGGCUUGUAGUUGGACUUCGAGACAAGCGUUUGUCAGAACUGUUGCAACUGGAUCCAGAGCUUACAUUAGAAAAAGCAGUUACAAAGGCCAGACAGAGUGAAAUGGUCAAGAAACAACAAGAAAUGCUGAAUACAAACUUCAAGGGAGACGUCGUUAAUACUCAACUUGAUAGUGUACGCAUCAAACUACAGGGGGGCGCCAGACCCAAACAACAUAAAAUGCAGCUGAAACCAGGAUUUUCCAUCAAAACCAAACCGUGCACAAGAUGUGGAGACACAAAAGGUCACGCUUAUCAGCAAUGCCCGGCUAAAGAUGCCUCAUGCAAUAAUUGCAAAAAGAAGGGACAUUUUGCUAGAAUGUGCAGGUCCAAGAAAAUGUAUGAGGUCCAUCUAGAAAGAUUAGAGGAUUUUUCUUCAGAGGAUGUUUCAUUUUUGGGUUCAUUGGCUUGUGAAUCUUCAGAUCCGUGGAUGACAGAAGUAGAGAUGGACAAGUCUAGCGCUGUGUUUAAAAUUGACACAGGCGCGGAUGUGACGGCAGUUCCAGCUGGCAUGUAUGUGAAAGGACAAUUCAAUGAACUAAAGCAAACCAGAAAAGUGCUGAUGGGGCCAGGCGGGUCGCAGUUAAAGGUUAAAGGCAAGUUUUCGGCGACUCUCAAAAGAAGAGACAAAAGCAUAAUGGAGUUCAUUUAUGUGGUUGAAGGACUAAGUACAGCUUUACUGAGCAGACAAGCAGCCACUGCAUUACAGCUAGUGGCUAGGCUUGAUACAGCUACUUUGGACAAUAAAGAGACAAUCAAGCAGGAAUUUCCGGAGCUAUUCACAGGGCUUGGAAUCAUGAAAGGUGAAUACCAUAUUGUACUUAAGCCGGAAGCACAACCAUUCUCCGUCUCAACUCCACGACGCAUUUCUAUCCCUUUACUGCCAAUGGUUAAAGAGGAACUUUCUCGUAUGGAGCGACAAGGAGUCAUCUCCAAGGUGGAGCAGCCUACAGAAUGGUGUGCACCUAUGGUGGUGGUUCCCAAGCCCGCACGUGACCGAGUGAGAAUAUGUUCAGACCUCACUCAACUGAAUAAGUCGGUUUUGAGAGAAAGGCACCAGCUACCUUCAGUUGAGAACACGCUUGGACAGCUUUCAGGUGCCCAGGUAUUUUCGAAACUGGAUGCCAAUGCAGGUUUCUGGCAGAUUCCUCUUUCAAAAGACUCAUCACUGCUCACAACCUUUAUCACUCCUUUCGGUCGCUAUUGCUACAAUCGACUGUGCUUUGGACUAUCUUCGGCACCAGAACACUUUCAGAAACGCAUGCAGCAAAUCCUAGAAGGCCUGGAGGGAGUAGUGUGUCAGAUGGAUGACGUCCUCAUCUGGGGAGUGGAUCAGGAAGAGCACGACAAAAGACUAAGGGAAGCUCUCACCUGUCUACGGGACGCGGGCGUGACACUUAAUGAUAAGUGUGAAUUUUCAAAGACUAAAAUCAAGUUCCUGGGUCAGAUCAUUCAGGCAACUGGAGUUAGCCCCGACCCAGAGAAAAUAAAUGCAGUGAAAGCCAUGAAGGAACCAACCAACAUUUCCGAGGUGAGAAGAUUUCUGGGAAUGGCAAAUCACCUGGGCAAGUUUUUGCCACACUUAGCAGAAAAGACACGUCCACUCAGAGAUCUGUUAAGAAAAACGAACAUGUGGUCAUGGGGACCUCAGCAGAUACAGGCUUUUGAAAGCAUAAAGAUAGACUUGACAACACCUCCUGGGCUGGCAUUGUAUGAUCCUUCAGCUGAUACGCUAGUCUCAGCAGAUUCAUCUUCUUAUGGGCUGGGUGCUGUAUUGUUGCAGAAGACAAGCAGUAUGGACUGGAAACCAGUGGCAUAUGCAUCACGCGCAUUGAGCACCACGGAGCAGCGCUACGCGCAAAUUGAGAAGGAAGCGCUAGCCACAACGUGGGCAUGUGAGAGGUUUGCAGAGUUUUUGAUUGGAAAGGACUUUCUCGUUCAAACUGACCACAAACCUCUAGUCCCUCUACUUGGCGCGAGAAAUCUGGACGAACUACCUCCACGUAUACAACGCCUGAAAAUGCGUCUCAUGAGAUUUUCAUUCACCAUAUCCCAUGUGGCUGGCAAAGACAUCGCAACAGCUGAUGUUCUAUCAAGAGCACCGGUGACGUCUUCGGAGGACAGUCUACGGGAGGAAGAGAUCAACCUCUACGCCGACACCGUAGUGGCCAGCCUCCCUGCAACUGAGAAGAGACUUAAAGAGAUUCAGUCUCAUCAGGACAAAGAUGACAUUUUGCGACAGCUUAAGCGGUUCUGUGUCAGUGGUUGGCCAGACAAGUUUUCGAUUGAAAAGACUUUUAUGCCAUAUUUCCCUUUUGCAGGUGAACUGACUGUUCAGAAUGGGUUGUUGUUAUUAGGCUGUAGGCUGGUCAUUCCAAAAACACUCAGAGAUGAAAUGCUAAACAAACUUCACGAAGGUCACUUAGGAAUUACCAAGUGCAGAGAACGUGCUAAACAAUCUGUGUGGUGGCCAGGUCUUAGCAAAGAUUUAAAGCAACUCAUUGAGACGUGUGACACAUGUGCCCGUGAGCGAGUUAACAACAGAGAGGUACUGUAGUGUCCACAGCGAACACACCAAGGUCCUACAUCGUAGAAGCGUCUGGGGGAAAUCUCCGGAGAAACAGGUAUCAUCUCUCACGCACACCUGUGGCUCCAGAAACACACAUCACUGUCCCUGAUAUGGGGGAAAGCAACCCUACAGAGACUCUGAAAAGACCGGUCUCUCCUGUUGUACCCUCUGGUUCACCAGAACCUGAGAGACGCUAUCCUU